GCAGAUAUCUUUGUUUGCAGUGAGCGGAGCUCCUCGGUGGAUUUUGUGAGCGAUUUUGUUGGAUGUGGUUGGUGGAAGUGUUCUGAUAUAUUUCAUUUUGUUUCUUACAUUCUUUUACCGAAUCAUUGCAAGAAUAGCAUUUGUGAUUGGUGUGGAGGGUGUGGAGUGUUGUGGCAUACGGUUGAGACGCCUGAGGAAUCAGAAUCAGCAUAAAAGGUGUCAUGUCACCGCAUUGGCAUCCUCAUCAUAAUAUAUAAUUGUUAAUAGAGUUAUCCUGGAUCGGUGUUGUGUAGUGAACUAGAAGAAACAUACUCAAGAAAUGAGGCAUGGAAAUGCAGCUUGUGCUUUCAAAACAGCCCUGCUUAUGCUGGCCUGUGUCAUCAUCCAAGCAGGCGAGCGGCUCAGUCCGUACGUGCGUCACCACGAGCGGCUCGACUACGGCCGGGCGGCGGUGGAAGCGCGCCACCAGCGGGUGCGACGCGCCACCAACGCCGCCGCCGCGCCGCCGCUGACGCUCGAGUUCGAGGCGCUGCAGCGGCCGUUCCGGCUGCGGUUACGGCGAGAGGCGCGCGUGUUCUCGGCGGACGCCGUGCUCGUGGGUCCGUCGGGACGCUACGAGCCGCUGCAGACGGACCACAUCUACGAGGGCCACCUCGAGGGUGUUCCAAACAGUUUUGUGCACGGCUCAGUGCACGACGGAGUGUUCCAGGGCAAAAUCGAGACGCCAGAUGGGAAUUAUUACGUGGAGAAGGCGCAUCACUACUAUCCUCAUAACCACUCAUCGUCAUUUCAUUCUGUGAUAUACUCAGAAGAGCAUAUAGAGGACCCGUUCCAGCACUUGGAGCGAGGUAGAGGUCCGUUCGGCGGCUGCGGCGUCGAUGGUGACGUGUCUGAAUGGAUGCACAAAGUACAAAACUCGGCCAUCGACGACGACGAGACAGAGUUUCGGGCGGCGGCAGAGGAGCGCGAGCACCGGCGGCGGGAGCGCGAGCGGCCGAGCGCCGCCCGACGCGUGGCGCACGACGCCAGGCACUACAAAUACACGGAGGAGGCGCAGCGCCACCUGGACGCCGGCCGGUCGCGGUCUCGCCGGGCUCCCCGCCAGGGCGGCGCCACUAGUCACCUGCCCGACAGCCGAGGCACUUGCAGUCUGUCGGUGGAGACAGACCCUAUGCUGUGGCGGCAUGUGUUCGAGAAGGAGGGUGGAGACGACCGGCGCACUCGCGAGGAACUCACGUCCAUGGUGGCGUCACACGUCAAGGCCGUCAACCGCGUGUACGACAAGGAGCAGUUUGACGGCAGUUACGCCCACCGGGGAAUACAGUUCGAGGUGCAGCGACUCAAGAUUGAUGACGACAGCACAUGUCGACCAUCGUAUCGCGGCCGGGACCGAAACAAGUUCUGUGUUCCUAACGUGGACGUGUCCAACUUCCUGAACCUUCACUCGGAGGACGACCACGACGCCUUCUGCCUGUCCUACGUGUUCACCUACCGCGACUUCAACAAGGGCACCCUGGGCCUGGCCUGGGUGGCCUCGCCCGCAGGUGCGUCGGGCGGCAUCUGUGAGCGUUACAAACCGUUCGCGGACAACAUCGGCGGCUCCCAGCGCACCAACAAGCGCUCCCUGAACACUGGCAUCAUCACGUUCGUCAACUACCACUCGCGGGUGCCGCCGCGCGUCUCGCAGCUGACCCUGGCGCACGAGAUCGGCCACAACAUGGGCUCACCACACGACUGGCCGAGCGACUGCACACCCGGCGGGCCGAACGGGAACUACAUCAUGUUCGCCAGCGCCACCAGUGGCGACCUGCCCAACAACAGCAAGUUCUCCGAGUGCAGCCGGCGGAAUAUCAGCUCCGUGCUGGACGCCAUAUCGUCGGGAAAGAAACGCGACUGCUUUACGAAGUCGGACGGCGCCUUCUGCGGCAAUAAGAUCGUCGAGGAUGGCGAGGAGUGUGACUGCGGCUUCGACGACGCCGAGUGCACUGAGAGCUGCUGCUACCCGAACCAGGUGUCCGAGUCGGACCGGCGGAGCAACGCCUCGGCAGAGGGCUGCCGUCGGCGUCAGCACACCCAGUGCAGUCCGAGUGAGGGUCCGUGCUGCGACCGGCGCUGCUCGUUUGUGGCCACCUUCGAGCGGCUGCGGUGUCGCUCAGAGGACAACUGCACGUACGACUCGUACUGUGACGGCUACCGGGCCAGCUGUCCGGCGCCGCCGCCGCGACCCGAUAUGACCGAGUGCAACAGCGGCACCAAGGUGUGUCUCUCCGGCGAGUGCACGGGCUCCAUCUGUCUGAAGCACGGCCUCAAGGAGUGUUUCCUGACGUCCGAUGUGAUCGAGGACCGCGGCAAGCUGUGCGAGGUGGCCUGUCAGCGAGGCGACAACACCAGCACGUGUCGCAGCAGCAGUGAGCUCGGUCUCGGCGGCGGACAGGGCAUCUACAUGACGGCCGGCGCCGCCUGCGACAACUUCCAGGGCUACUGUGACGUGUUUCUCAAGUGUCGCCGGGUGGACGCGGAAGGCCCGCUGGUGCAGCUGAAGAACCUGCUGUUCUCGGAACAGACGCUGAUGACCAUCGUAGAGUGGGUGACGCACUACUGGUGGGCCGUGCUGCUGAUGGCCGUGGCCUUCGUCGUGGUGAUGGCGCUCUUCAUCCGGUGUUGCGCCGUACACACGCCCUCGUCCAACCCCAAACGGGCGCCGGCCAGAAAGUUCACGGAUACGCUCAAGCAUCCGAUGGAUACGCUCAAGCGACAGCACCGGCAUCCCCGGCGAGGGGGCGGCGGCGGCGGCGCCCGCUCCGUCCCGGUCCGGGAGGAGGCAGAGCUGGUCGUACAGAGCAGUAACAGCGGGGGGAGCAGCAGCGGCGGCGGCGGCGGGCGGCCCGGCCGAGCCACCGGGCCGCCGCCCGCCUACCAGCCGCAGGCGGGACCCGUGAGACACGGGUUCGGCGCCGGGCGCGGCCACUACAGCCGACAAGGUGCGCGCGAUGACGUAGAGUCGGGCGGCGCCAGCGGCGGCCGGGCCGCCGAGCGGCAGCGCCAGCAGAAGCAGCAGAAGCAGCAGAAGCGGCGCUCGCAGGGCACGCCGGCCACGCGGCACGUGUGACCUCGGCCGGGCGCGCCGGCGGCCGCCACCCUGCCGACCGCUGACCGCUGACCCGGCCGGCACGCGGCCGCGCACCCUACAAACGGACAGAGUAUAUUCAAAUCAAACCGGCGGCGCGGCGCCGCUCUUAGGACUGGCGCCGCGCGUCGCGUGUGCGCGCGAGAUCUUCCUGGGUGCGUCGGAGGUCGGAUGUGAUACUGAGAGGGCGCGCCGCUGUGCCGGCGGCGCGCCCCACCCCGCGAACGCGGCAUUAUGCUUACUCGUGCGCGCGCCUGUAUGAGCGUGAGUGUGUGUGUGUGUGUGUGUGUGUGUGUGUGUGUGUGUGUGUGUGUGUGUGUGUGUGUGUGUGUGUGUGUGUGUGUGUGUAUGUGCAUGUGGAAAUCCCAGCGGCGCGGCGGUGACGGCGUGCAGUCUGGACUGACUGGGUGCUACCCACAGAUUGAGUCGGUCCAACCCCGCCCGCUGGCCGGCUUAUCCCCGGGCAUUUGUGGGAACAACUCUUGGCAGCCGCCGCAGCGCUUAGUUCGGUCGGCAGCCUCCGGUGCAGAUAACUUUUUUGUUACUCUUUUGCCGAAGCUAUCUCAUUUUAGCUUUCCGACAUGCUUGCUGAUCUGUUGAUCUUGUACGAGCCGUUGUUUUGGUUGAUGUUUUUAGAAGAUACCUUUAACAUGAAUCGGAGAAUGAUAUGGUCCGAGCGAGGCGCGCGUGCUCUCUUUUGGACGUGAUCAUGUAUUGUUAUGCCGCUAAGGUCAUUGCUCCUGCAGCGCCAUUGUUCACGGUGGGUGACCCAUGGGACCGUGUGGGUGUGCGGCGGCCCAGUAUCUCAGCUGAUGCUCCCUGGGGCAGCGCGGGUCGGUGGCGCUCCCCUUGCGGCGGCGCCGACCCCGUGCGGCCCGCCCCGCCCCUGUCGACAGUGCGUGUGUGACUCAGCGGGCACCUGUGCGUGUGUGUGGCGCGAGAGCAGAGUGGGUGUGGGGGCGGCGCGCGGUCGAUGGCUAUUACCUCUCUGUGCGGCCGCCGGCGGUGGACGUCGUCAUUAUUUCCGCCUGUCGCGCUGACGGCGGCCGCCGGCGUCACCCGCAGGCGACGCCCGGCCGCCGCCGACCUGUGUUGCUCUGCGCGACCUCGUUUGCGUCUCGCGGUGCGGGCUCGGCCGCCGCCGAUCCGUCGCGGGCGCUCGUCUGCCGUCGUCCGGGCUCCCGAGACCCCCAGUCCACACCCAAGUGGCCUUGUGUAUCAUCACCGUGUCAUAUUGAUUUGCGUCGAUCGAGCGGGCGUGCGGGCGGCGGGCAAGGCCUCUCCCGGGGUGGGGAGGUAGCGCCGGAAAGUCGUGUCCGCGCGGCACGGCAAGGCUCGACGACCCCGGCCCGGAGUCGCCUGUAACGGGAACACUGGCACACGGCUCGGCACCCGACGCGUGACGCCGGAUACGGGCUCAUCUGGGUCUCAUCUAUGUAAACGGCAGCGGAAAUGACCAGCGACCUCGGCCGCCUGGAUGCCGGAGCCGCAGUUCCUCACGGCACUAAAUAAUUCCAGCGGCGAGCUGAACAGAGCGGGGCAGCCGUGUGUCAGUGUUCUCGACGGCUCUGGGCCCGCAAAGCCGGCGUAACCUGGAGGGCUCACCCCGGGGUACCGCCCGGUGGGGAGAGGGUUGGUUUCGACGUACCGGCAGUAUGAGCUGAGAGUGUGAGAGGGAGAGAGAGUGGCGGAGACGGCCCCGCGUGUUUGCCACAGUCGCCGGCGGGCAGGUUGCCGAUGCACUCAUCUGUCUCACUGUACUGUAUGUAUAUGAUAAGUUGUGUAAUAAAACUCUACCGAAUCGUCCAUCA
This is a messenger RNA of Amphibalanus amphitrite, 4938 nucleotides long. Its product is annotated as disintegrin and metalloproteinase domain-containing protein 10-like. Gene Ontology annotation, biological process: Notch signaling pathway; membrane protein ectodomain proteolysis. The coding region runs from base 320 to 3109 and encodes 929 amino acids. NCBI's taxonomy places the organism in Eukaryota, Metazoa, Arthropoda, Thecostraca, Balanomorpha, Balanidae. Gene Ontology annotation, molecular function: metalloendopeptidase activity. The record is from RefSeq and is a predicted model, not a curated record. The transcript has 14 exons. Gene Ontology annotation, cellular component: plasma membrane.